This is a messenger RNA of Sebastes umbrosus (honeycomb rockfish), 7628 nucleotides long. Its product is annotated as zinc finger protein 704. Gene Ontology annotation, molecular function: RNA polymerase II cis-regulatory region sequence-specific DNA binding; DNA-binding transcription factor activity. The coding region runs from base 210 to 1880 and encodes 556 amino acids. Gene Ontology annotation, cellular component: nucleus. Gene Ontology annotation, biological process: regulation of transcription by RNA polymerase II. The record is from RefSeq and is a predicted model, not a curated record. The transcript has 10 exons. NCBI's taxonomy places the organism in Eukaryota, Metazoa, Chordata, Actinopteri, Perciformes, Sebastidae.
CUUUUUUAUCCUCAUGAAACCGGGGCGGCUUUUUUUUUUGUGGAUAUCCUGGGGGUAGUUUGGUGGCAAACUUUUACAUGUAGAAUAGAAGUUACAGAGAAUACAACUCUCGACAAUCCUGAUAAAUGUAUCUAACUCCAGCAUUUUGCACUAAAAUCUAUAGAAAGCUGGUUUUCUUUCUUUAGUCCGCCCUGUCUGUCUGUCUGAAUAUGGAUUCCAGAUACAUUUUGGAGCAGCAGCCGGCGACAAGAGUCGGUGGCGGUGCCGGUGCGGAUUUUAACUACCGGGCAGGCUGCUCGGUGCUCCGCAGCACCCGGGUCUCCGUGGUGGAGAGAAACACCCCCAUGCCGGUGUACACAAACGCUGUCUACUGCGAGUUUGUAAUGGAGGCGGAGGUUAAAGGCGAGCGGACCUCUGGACCGGCUCCCGGUGCUCGAAUAGUGUACGACGUGGAAAAAACUGGCCUGGGGGACCAAAAGGACACCGGUUCCUCUGGGAUCUUGAAGAGAGCCAGUCCUACUCACUGCCCAGGCAUAAACGGGCAGUUGCAAGGCGGCUUCAUGCACUUGGACAUCAGGAACCCAGGGAAACUGGCAGAGCUGGCCAACAACUUCAGGGCAGCGCAGGGGCGGAUCGUACCACCACCGGCAGCGGGACAACCCCUCCCUUCCUCCCACAUCCCCGUCCCCAGAAACAGCUGGCCCAUGUGUUGUGCCGCUGCCAGAGGGGAUGGUUCUUGGCUCAACCAAAGCCAAUACAAGUUGAGGGAGGAAGGAAGGAAGCCCUCAGGUCAUGCUGAUAAGGAGGUGAUGGCUGCCACCGUCCUGACCUCACUGUCCACAUCCCCUUUGGUGCUCAACCCUUCCUCUGCUCCCACAGCUCCAGUCCCAGAGCCAGUCAGCAGGGCUUGGAAAGACGUGCUGUCGGCUAGCUACAGCAGCUCGACCAGCGGCAACUGGAGCUGGGACGCCAGCGACCAAUCGGUGCCCUCCACACCGUCCCCGCCUCUUUCCAACGAUACCAACAAGAGCUUCCUGCUCUCGUCCCAGGGCGAUGAUGUCAUUGAGGAUGUCAUAGAGAACUCGCACUUCAUGUUUGAGGACCCCAUACCUCGGAAGCGAAAGAACUCCAUGAAGGUGAUGUUCAAGUGCUUGUGGAAGAACUGUGAAAAGGUCCUCAGCACCUCCUCAGGGAUCCAGCGACACGUCCGCACCAUCCACCUGGGGCGAAACAGCGACUCGGACUACAGCGAUGGAGAGGAGGACUUUUACUACUCAGAGAUCGAGGUCAACAUGGACAGCCUAACGGAGGGCUUGUCCAGCCUCACACCCACCUCCCCCACCACGUGCGGCCCUCCGCCCAUCUUCCCUCCGCCGCUCACCGCUGUCCCUCACUCCGAACACAUCGACAUGAACGGUCUGCAGAGCCACGCCCCGACACUGCUCAGUCAGUCGGCUCCCUCCACGCUCUGCCACAUCCGCACUGACCACGCCUACCAGGCCACUGCUCCAGUGAGUAUCCCAGUGGGUCCUGAGCUGGCUGGGUUAGGCAAUGGUAAUGGGACCGGGCCUGGAAUUGGGACUGGAAACGGCAUCAGUGUGUCAUGGCAAUCCCCUCCUGUCAUUUUCAAAGGCGUCCCGGGGCCUGUGACUCACGUCCGGACAGUUAGCAUCGGUGAGAAGCGGCAGCCGGCAGCCGGCACACACACCCCCGUUAACAAGAACCAUGCUUUAAUAACGCCGGCACCUAAAUCAACACCAGGAACCAGGAAACCCCGUGGGGAGGCGAAGAAGUGCCGAAAGGUGUACGGCAUGGAGAAGAGAGACAUGUGGUGCACAGCCUGUCGCUGGAAAAAAGCCUGUCAGAGAUUCACCGACUAAUCCUGUCCCCCCUUCCCUUCCCGCGUCUGCGAGAUGAGCUCUUCCUCGCUCGAAGCGACGGCUGCAGGCGGACUCUUCCACUGAGGGAGAUGAGGGGAGACGGAGCUCUCGGUGCUGCUUCCUCCAGCCCAGCAGGGGGUUCGCCUUCUUUCCAAACACAAAGAGUAAAUACAACUGGUGGAUUAAAAACAAACAACAACAACAAAAAAUGAGCAAGAAAAAAGAACUUUAUGUAAGUUUGGAGACUUUUUCUAAGACUGAAACUCAUAAAUAAGGAAAACGUUUAAAUUGGAACCUUCUGAUUUGAUUUUUUUUGUUUUUCUCUUGCCAUUUUUCACGGCCUCAACUCAAGGUGAUGUUUAAAGACUACAAAUAAGCUUUUUGAUAUACGCUGUUGUUCAUUAUAGGAGCAUCAUGUAGUCUGCGUCUACUGUUUUUUGGGGUGGAUCCUGACUUUUUGGAGGGUUAACACCAUAUUUGCUCGGAAAAGGCCUCUGUAGCAUAUCCGUUUUUCAUUGUCACUGUUUAAGGGACUUCAUACCUACCAAAGGCACAACGCCUGUUCACUUCCAACCAACAGUUUUAAGCUAGCAUCACUGUCUUCUGCAGCCUUACUGGAUAUAAACUUUAUGUUUAAUCACAUAUUGUUCAAUAUCUUCUACCUGCUCAUUAAGCAAACUUCAGUACAGCCAGCUACACUUCUUGUAAUUUUGCAAAGAUGCACAAAACGCUCACACACAAGUGGUACAAAAAAGUUUCCCCUUGACUUUCCUAAAUAUUUUUGCGUUAUGUACACAAUAUAUACUUGUACCCUAGAGAUAUGCACCUUGAAGAAAUAAGUCAUCUUUUAGAGUAUCACUGAAACCACAGCGUAUGCCUGAGAGAGAGGAUAUCUAUUUCUUAUAUAGAGUUUAUUUUCAGCAGUGACUUGCUGAAGCAACUAGCAGUUGCACCGUGCAAUCAGCAGGAUUACAGCGUUUAAUAAUGUCUUGCUUUGUGGUUGUCAUUGUUAUUAAGAUGAGUUGAGGCAGAAAGGCUCAGCUGAUGUUCUUAAAGAGAUUGUUUACCACAAUGAAUGAUAACUGCCCUUUGAAACUUUUACUUAAAGUCUGACUGAUGUUACUUGUGUUUGUAGGUAACUAACAGAGAUUGUAAUCCAACAAUCACUACCUGAUGAUUAAUCAGGCAUUUGAAUUCAUUUCUGACAGUUUUAAAUGGAGAGAUUAGCCAAUCUUUUCUCUUUUGGAAUAACUAUCACUAACCAGCAACAUUUGUAGAUACCAAACUUCAUAGGAACCGAGACAUUUUCCUAUGUUUUUAGUAGAUGUUGUGUUGAAUGAUCUUUUACUCUGGUCUAACAUUUUGAAAUGAAAAGUGAGAAUCAAAAUUGAAUCAAAGUAAAAUAAUGUUUCACCGAAGUAGAUUUAUUACUUGUUAGAAGAGGCCUGUAAUACUACAUGACUGGCCUGCUUUUCCAAACUUUAGAUUUAAUAUAGGUGGUAGAUUUUAGAUAUUUUUUAUAUUUCCCUUUCACCAAUAUUGGCCAAUCUCUUGAAAAUAGCACCCUUUAAUUUUAAGGCCCAAUUUGUUACCUGUUUUGCAUUUUUAAUAAUUAUCCAAGAUCUAGAACAAUGAUAGAAAAAAAUGCAAGUGGUAACCUUAUAAGCAUUUAAUCUUUUUUUUUUUAAAUAUAUUUUGAAAAGAUACUCUGCUGAAAUUCAGGAGUGUUCCUACAAAAGACAAAUACAGUGAAACAAGUCUAAAAACUAGUUAUACUUGUCUUAAUAUAACACAUGUAAGGACAAAUUAGUAAUGGUGAUAAUAAUGAUGAAAGUAAAAUGUAUAACCCCACAUCAGUAGUCAUAGUUAAGAAUGUUUUUAAGUAAUACCUACAUUCAGAGAUCCCCAGAAGAGAGAUGAACUUUUAUUUUAUUAUUUUUUGCCCCUCACUAGCAACACAUAGUUGUUGUUAACUUGCUCUUAUUCAGUUCAUUUGACAAUACUGAUCUUUUCAAAAUGAUAACCCUCUUCCCGUAAACCAUAAUCAAGUCAAAUCAAUUUAUUUAUUUAUAUCAAACAAAUCACAAAUUUGCCUCACAACAUGUGACGCCCUCUGUUCUCAGAAAACAAAAGCUCUUUAACAUGUAUUUUGCUGAUCUGCUCUCAGAGUCGGGACAGUAGAUGUAUAUUUUUGAGGAGAUUCACCUUUGUGCUGUUUGUUAGCAGCAGCAGCAGCAGCUCCUGCUGUGUGUCCUCUACUCUACACUGACCUGACGCGAUCACCAUAGCAACGCAUGACAAACAGUGCCUGUCCUUUCCUAUAGACCUUUGUAUUUCCUGUUUGUUAAUGCAGUAGCUGACAGGAAGUCAACUUGGACCAAAGCUGUUGCCCUAGCAACAGAAUGGCAAUGAAAAGGUCUAUAUGAGCAGGCCGCCGAGCAUUCGAGCUGACUCCUCGACUGAGGAACAGUACGACUUCAGACCUCCGUCGCCAUAGAAACACCUGUGCUUUCCCCUGUCGCCACAAGGUCGCCCGUGCUGUCUGCUGUUGGCUGAUACCACGUCACAGGCGACCAGUUAUCACCUCUCUGUGAAAGCUGGGAAGCAGAUGCUUGACUGUUAAUUGGUGGCGUGGAGUCAAACAUAUUAAACACACGUGUUAGCUGUAAUAGUAGUAAAUAAUAUCUCAUUCAGAGCCCGUUAUUCACCACGAAAAAGAUGUUUCAAAAAAGGAUUCUGCCUGUAAACCGUUUAUUCCAGCGGCAUCCCAGAUAAGCUUCCGGUCUCUUCCGGUCAGAAACUUCACAAAGUGCCAAUGAAAAGAACAUAAAAAGGAAAAAAAGGUAUACUGACCUUAUGAAAUUGCACUACGUUGCACUGCGCAAAGACAUGUUUUUAUACAUGGACAUUUUAUAUACACAAAUUUUGAAGUGAAAGGAUUUUUUUUGAGGCGGGGGGGCGGGGGGUGUCGUCACUGCCCGAUAGAAUAAAUGGGGUGUCAGGGAUAAGGGGGUUCUGUACCUCUGGGGUCUCCCAUUGUUAGUAAGUGAUCUUGACAGUACAUGUCUUGCUCUCUGUGUCAGAGUUAUUGUACUAAACAUACUGGCUGUUUUAGUGUGGUACUGGGAAGUACAGUGUGGUACUUAGGUUGCCUUUCCUGGGAGGAGUGCCAAGCAGCACCUGCCUUGUCUCAGUGAUGGGAAACACCAGUCUCAGUCAGUGGCUACACAUUAAUGUCUUGAUAACAGAUGCUUUUACGACGCUUUAUUGCCUGGAGUUUUUCACACACUUUUUAAUCCAUAAAGUCCAUCUUUGUGCUUAUACUUUCUUAUUUACAUUCUACUGAGCUGAGGUAGUAACUGUUGUAGAUACUGUUAUUAGUGCUGGAUACCACUUUUAAUUCUCCGGUUUGGUUGUUGAUGGAGUGUGAAAUGCAACCCGUGAGGUCUCUCUCUCUCCAUCCUUUUAGAUUCCACCAGCAGGGUUAGAGGCCGAUUCUUCUGCUGGCGAGCAAAUAGGACUGUUAGCAUGUUUUCAAGUUGUCCGUCCCAUUCUUGUGAGUGUGAUAUCUCAGGAACGCCUUGAGGGAAUUUCUUCAGAUUUGGCACAAAUGUCCACUUGGACUCAAGGAUGAACUGAUUAGAUUUUGGUGGUCAAAGUUCAAGGUCACUUUGACCGUUUUUUGGCCAGAAUUCACACGACAAAAUACGCUUUUUAUUAAAUUCCUUCAAAGUCUUCACUACAUAUAUUAUGAGUCUGGACAGACGUGGAUGUAAACUGCAACUGGACUGGUUUGCAGAGGCAAACAACCGCUAGGCGGUAAUUGCAGUUUUCUUUCGAGUUGCACUAAACUGGCCCGUGACGUUCGAGGCUCAAGUUGCAUCAAUAAGAGCUCGGAUUGUGUCAUUAUGGCCAGAAAGAACUGUGGGUCCAAAGUUGCUCUUGUGGACUUUUAAUGGUGAUUCAAUUACAGCGUUCACCUGUAAAAUGGGAGAUGGAGAUUGAAGUUAAUGGGUGUGAAGGGAAAGUUGAUGGAGAGCAGACACGAGACACGCAGUGACGAUAUAGAUGGAUUUGCAGUUUCAGGGCUUUCUUGUACAUAUGCAACAUAAAGAGAACCGUGAGGCUUUUUUUCAUAUAUUGUUGUUGUUUUCUUUGUCGUUGUUAUCUUGUUAUAUGAAAAGUAAACUUUUUUUUACAGUAUAGUUGCUCAGAAUAUUUUCUUUCAUUUUUUUUUUUUUUUUAAAAGUCGAUUGAGAAGCUAUAGUGAACAUAACACGUAAAAGAUUCAAUGUAUAUUGUAGCUUAGAGGCAAAGGGGAGAAAAACAAAACCUGUUGAAUGUAAAACCUACAAAAACAAAAGUUUCUUUUUUUGUUGUUAUAUUUGCUGGCUAGUUCGUAGUGAACCUGUAGCGCGUCCUGAUUUUGUUAUUCAAAUCUUUUUACACCCACAGCUGUCGCCACACUGCUAAAUCAUAUCAAAUAACGCAACCAUGCAGUAUUGCUUUACUAUCUUACUUUGUGCAAUGAGAUGCUUUAUAAUGGAACAAGAACUAACUUUUUGGUGACACCUGGGCUACUCGCUCACGCUGUUGCUGUUCGUCUUUCUCCCUGCCAAAUAGUCAUUUUUCUGAGUGGUUAAUCGUCGUCGUGGAUGUUGUUUGUGGUUGUGACGUUAAGUUGUUGUUAGGCAGGAUAACCUUCGACCUUUGGUCACGAUGACAUUUUUAACCUUGUGGGAAUCUUUAUCCUGCCCUGCACAUUCCAACCGACAGCACGCUUUUUAAGUGUCUUCCACUUGUUUCCUAACAGACAUAUCCUUCCCGUUUCCCUUUUCACUACAGUGAUUCUUCUCUGAUGACCCGUUCUCGUCCUAUCCAGCUUUACUGUGGUCCCACCCAAGCCUUUAUACCCAGUAUAUUAAGCUAAACUAAACCCUUGAAAUGUGCAUCAAAAAAAAAAGAAAAGCCUUCAUUUUUAUUUCCACGUCUGAAUUUAAUGUGCUGCUUUCUUGAAUGUCAGUUUUCAUUUGUGUGUAAACCAGCAGCAGCAGCAAAAGCCAAUAGAUCUCCUUCCAAAUCAAAUGUAAUGUAAUGCAUUGCAAUGGCAGCUCCACUCAACUCUCUGCUUCUUCUACUGUGCUCUUAUCGUCUGUCCAGGCUUUUUUUACCCCUCUGUUCUCUCGUUUGAUGACCAUUUAUUUUUUUCUCCUGUUGUGUUUUUACCGAGCCGUACACUGGCUGCUGUGAAAACUGACUCCUGCUUGUUUUCUCAUUGAUUGAUUGAUUGAUUGUCUGGUUGAGUUUGAGGUUUGUUUUGCAUGUCUAGCAUCGCUCAUUUUGUUCUUAUUUUUUCGUUAGGAGAUACAACACUGAAGGGUUUUAUGUGUUAGAUUUCCCCUUUCAGCAACUGAUAACCCGAGGCUGAUGUUUUGCCUCGUUGCAGCCUGACAAACACACGCGCAGAGCUAAAAGCGUUUAUUCGAGGUAAACGUGACGUCAGCCUCGGGUCUUCACUGGAGGGCAAGAUUUCUCCCGUGUGUGUGUGGGCUCGGCCUCUGGUCUUCAUUAGCCAGUCCCACGCACACGGAGGAAGCACUUUCUGAGGAGUGGUGCACUCAAGGAGUAUUUGUGUGAAUGUCAAGCCUAUGACUAGCGCUUGAAAAAGAUGGAUGACCAUGUAUGAUGCUGAUAAUGUGAUCUAUGUGAUGUAAUGUGACGGAAAGAAAAUAAACCUGAAUGGAAGAA